Aspergillus affinis is the source of this 3060-nucleotide messenger RNA. It is a transcript of the gene phoC, whose product is annotated as putative cyclin dependent kinase inhibitor Pho81. Gene Ontology annotation, molecular function: protein binding; glycerophosphocholine phosphodiesterase activity. Gene Ontology annotation, biological process: glycerophospholipid catabolic process. The record is from RefSeq and is a predicted model, not a curated record. The transcript has 7 exons. Lineage: Eukaryota; Fungi; Ascomycota; Eurotiomycetes; Eurotiales; Aspergillaceae. Bases 1 to 3060 code for a protein of 1019 amino acids.
AUGCUGAAUAAUUGCGGAUACAGGAAGUUUGGCAAGCAAAUUCAGCGCAGGCAGCUCGAUCUUCCCGAAUAUGCCGCCAGUUUUGUGAACUACAAAGCUCUAAAGAAGCUUAUCAAACAACUCAGCGCAACUCCGAGGAUACCAGCCCAAAACAGUGCAGAUGGUUCUAAAGAUGUGCCCGAAGCACAGGCGGCCCUUCGCGCCAACAAAGAAGUUUUCUUCUUUAGGCUGGAGCGCGAGAUAGAGAAAGUCAACGCCUUCUAUUUGCAAAAAGAAGCAGAGUUCUCUUUGCGAUUGAAAACACUUAUCGACAAGAAACGGGUCAUUCAGUCAAGGGCAGCAACCCAUUCCAAAGCACCGGCGAAUUAUGUUACUCUCUUUGAAGGGUUCCAGCAAUUCGAUGGAGACCUCAAUAAGUUACAAUCACGCAUGAAGGAACUGUAUCUACACCGAGCCGUGGAGGUACAACCGUGCUUCAACCGCGACGUUCUACGUGAUUUGGCUGACCGGGCCACGACCGCGCGUUUGGAACUUGAAGCAUGGGCGGAGGGCGAAAACAUCCAGUUCGAUACGACUCGGCCCAUUGACCGAGCCGGAGCUGUCCAGCCGUUCGGGUCCGAUGAAGAGGACCUCGAUCUCCAGAUCCUGCAGUCUGCCACCACGGGCAAUCUACAGACAUUGCGCGAAUGGACUGCGAAAUUACAGACUUCUCCCGAUGCCCAAGAUCGCGCAACCCGAACGUUCCUGGCUGCCAUCAACGAAUUUUCGGACGAGGUGCUUGCGGUGCUCCUUGAUAGCGGCCUAGUCAACAUUUACGCAGAAGACGACAUCAACGAGCGCAAUUGCCUACACGAGGCGGCUAUCUCAGGUCGAGAAUUCGUUUUCAAGGCGGGUCUGGCGGCCGACAUCGACGUCUCUAGAUCUGAUGUGUACGGCAGAAUACCUUUACAUUACGCCUGUAUGCAUGGCCGCGUCGAAAUGGCUCAUGAGCUGCUUGCGGCGGGUCCUCAUACUGUCGACAUUAUGGACCAUGACAAUUUUACCCCUCUGAUCCACAGCAUCGUGAAAAAUCAUCUCUCAUGUGCUGAAAAGUUAUUGCACAACAAUGCGCGCAUAGAUCCAGCCUCCGAAUCCGACCACAUUCCGUUGAAUUUGGCUUGCCAGCACGGGUCGCUUCCAAUAGUGAAAAUGCUUCUUGAGAGAAACGCCCAAUUACUGCCAGAUGCGGAGGGCCUCUAUCCUCAACACAUGGUCGCACGUGCCUCGCAGUCACCGCAGCUACUAUUAAUGCUCAAGCAACAUGGUGCGGACCUCAACCAGCGCGACAAGUUGUAUCAAUGGACGCCGCUCUUUCACGCCGCCAGUGAGGGCUGUGUUGGUUGCCUGCGUACCCUCCUAGAGCUUGGUGUCGAUGCCGACGCGGUGGACGAAAAGGGUCUUGCGGCCAUGUACUAUGCAGCAUGGGAAGGUCAUCUGGAGUGCAUGCUUCUUCUUUGGUCCCGUCGUACCGAUAGUCAGUCAACGCGCAACCCAUUUGGCGUUCUAGAUGGCUUGCAGUCUCACGAUCUAGGCUUCACCGGAGUCUCGCACAUGAAUGACUCGGUGGCUCUUGACAACGCCGAAACAGCAGAUGGGAUCCCCGAUCUGUCUCUGCCACCACCCAUCAUACCUUUAAGACGCUACGGCCACAACUUCCUGGACAAGAAGGUUUUCAUUCAAAUUUUUUUCGAUCCCGGUAGCUCGGGCUCGAUCUCUUUUGAUCAAGCUGGUCGCCACCCCGCCGCCCGAUUAACUAUUUCAUCGAAACUGUCUGAUUUGAUACCGCGCACCAUCAUGCUGCCAAUCCAGGAAGACUCGCGGCUGAUAUCAUUCCAAGUGGAUAACUUGGAGACCUUCUCCGUUGAUUUCGAGAUAUUCCCUACUUUUGGUUCGAAGGUGAUUGCCAAAACUGUUGCCCUCCCAGCAGUCUUCAGAGACGAGCAUUCUAGCAUGGGAUCUUGCUGUUUGCCACUCUUUGAUCCGCGAUUACGGUCAAUCGGGCAAUUACGGUUCGGAUUUCAGGUUAUCAAACCCUAUCAUGGCGAUCCGUUGGAGAUCACACAUUUCGCCACAUACUGGAAAGCGACAAGUGCUAUUGACUCGGAACACAAUGGCCUAGUAACCGGGUCUAGCCUUUCGGGAGACCACAUUCAACUUUUUGUACAGCUCACCAGGGAUAGAGUCCCCGUCCUUCAUCCUCGAUUUACGAUUAAUCACCACGGCGUUGGUAUCCCCAUCUGCCAUCUUACUUACGCUCAGUUCCAGGGCGUAGGCGCCGAGGUAGGUGCCAAACGGCCGGAAGUAUUACAAUUCUUACAGGAUCGUGCCGUUGAUGAUCUGGCGCAAACUCACCGCCUACUGGCUGCCUCAUUUCUUUCUCUGCAGGAGGUGCUUCAACAUUUGCCCCUGAGCAUCAAUGUCAAUCUGUCUAUCCUUUACCCCUCGGUGGCCGAAGGAGAGGCACUUAACAUGACAUCAUUGACAGAUGUCAAUACUUUCGCCGAUGCCAUUCUUACCGAAGUCUUCGAUCAUGCCCGUAUUGCUCGCGAGCAGAAUCCCGACUUUAUGCGCUCGGUGGUGUUUACCUCCUACAAUUCGAAUAUUUGCAUUGCUUUGAAUUGGAAGCAACCAAAUUAUCCCGUCCUUCUUUGCAACGAUCUGGGGCAAAUUCGGGAUUUGGCUCGUGACGUUGGAUCAUUGCCAGGCAUUGAUAGCAGUGGGCGUGUGUCAAUGUCUAUUAAAGAAUCGGCAAGAAUUGCACAGGGCAACAAUUUCAUGGGAUUGAUAUGCCGGUCUAGUCUCCUGAAUGUUGUACCGGCUCUGGUAGAGACGAUCAAGGAGCUUGGCCUUGUGCUUGUGGCAGACACCUCCGACGAAGUUGAACCCCCAGCGCCCCAAGAGGGUUUGACAAACACAAACACCAUGGAUGUAGCUGACUGGGCCUAUCGAAUGCCUGAUGGCGUCAAUGGGAUUAUGAAGGCCAGUGGCAUUCUCAGGUUUAAUGAUAUGAUUGAUAUAUGA